AUGAAUGUUGGUGUGCAUACGGUGGGUGCUCUUUCUCUGGAUGACGGGGUGAUACCUCCUCCUGGGUUGAAUCCGAACAUGAUGGGGAUGGGCAAUAUGCCGAUGGGUGUUCCGCCUAUGGGUGCCGGUGGCAAUGCUGGCAAUGCUGGCAAUGCUGGCAAUCAGAAUCCAAACGCGAGUGCGGGUGGUAAUGCUGGUAGCUCGAAUGCUAAUGCCGCUUCUGCCAAUAAUAACGCUUCGAGUGGUAAUGCUCCUGCAGGUACGGCGCAACAUGCACUAGACGACCCCAACGUUUACCAUUGGAUAUGCGAGUUGACGUACGGUCCACAGAAGGAGCAAGCGUUGCUGGAGCUCGGGAGGAAGCGUGAGCAGUUCGACGACCUGGCGAUUGUGCUAUGGUCCUCCUUUGGCGUCAUGACCUCACUGCUGAACGAAAUAAUAUCCGUGUACCCAAUGCUUCAACCACAACUCCUUACCAGCCAGUUAUCUAACAGGGUCUGCAACGCGCUGGUACUAUUGCAAUGUGUGGCUUCCCACUCAGAAACCAAACAUCUAUUCUUACAAGCACAUUUCCCAAUGUUUCUGUUCCCAUUCCUAAACACAACUUCGAGACAGAGAACCUUUGAGUACUUGAGACUGACAUCCCUCGGUGUCAUUGGUGCUCUUGUGAAGAACGACUCCAAGGAUGUUAUCGGGUUCCUGUUGAGAACCGACAUAGUGCCACUGUGUCUCAGAAUCAUGGAAUCCUCGUCCGAGCUCUCAAAGACCGUGGCUAUCUUCAUUCUACAGAAGAUCUUGCUGGAUGACGUUGGGCUACAAUACAUCUGUGCCACAUUAGAGAGAUUCUAUGCGGUCACUAAUGUACUAAAGGACAUGGUAGAACAUUUGACUGUCCACACACCUCCCGGCAGGCUGCUGAAACAUAUAAUAAGAUGCUAUCUGAGGUUGAGCGACGAUCUUGAGGCUAGACGUGUACUGAAAGUAGUACUCCCAAACAAGCUAAGAGACAACACCUUCACAGAAGUUCUGAUGGAUGAUGUCGCCACCAAGAGAUGUCUGGCUCAAUUACUAUUGACAUUAAACGAAGAAAACUAA
Messenger RNA from Nakaseomyces glabratus, 1095 nucleotides. It is a transcript of the gene CAF40, whose product is annotated as CCR4-NOT core subunit CAF40. Gene Ontology annotation, biological process: negative regulation of translation; mRNA catabolic process. NCBI's taxonomy places the organism in Eukaryota, Fungi, Ascomycota, Saccharomycetes, Saccharomycetales, Saccharomycetaceae. The record is from RefSeq and is a predicted model, not a curated record. Gene Ontology annotation, cellular component: P-body; CCR4-NOT complex; CCR4-NOT core complex.